Messenger RNA from Eucalyptus grandis, 3304 nucleotides. RefSeq lists its product as uncharacterized. Gene Ontology annotation, molecular function: protein binding. NCBI's taxonomy places the organism in Eukaryota, Viridiplantae, Streptophyta, Magnoliopsida, Myrtales, Myrtaceae. The record is from RefSeq and is a predicted model, not a curated record. The transcript is spliced from 10 exons. The coding region runs from base 377 to 2944 and encodes 855 amino acids.
GAGAGGGAUAGAGCGACCCGAGCGAUUGCGGAGAGGCGAACAAGGGUUUUUGGCUUUCGGUUCCCGAAGAGAGAGAAAGAGGAGAGAGAGAGAAGCGAUUCACACACACCACUGCGACUCCCCCCUCCCUAGAGAGAGAAAGAAGAGAGAGAAAGAGGCGCGCGUACAGAUAUCUUUCUUCUUCUCCUUCUUCCUUUCCCCCCCCUCUUCGCCGCGGAAGUUUCUGCAGAGACACAGAGAAAGGCGGAAAAACAGCCCCCGCACCUCCCGUAUCGGAGCCGCCGCAGGAGAGGGCAAAACCCGACCCGGAUUGAUUGGAUCUGCCGAUUCUGCUCCCGGCCAGAGGAGGAGGCGGCGGCGGCGGCGCGGAGAGAGAAUGGGGAGCAAGGGCGGCGGCGGCGCCGGAGGGGGCAAUGGAAUUUCGACAAUCCCCACGGGGUCGAGGAAGAUGGUGCAGAGCCUGAAGGAGAUUGUGAACUGCUCGGAGCUGGAGAUCUACACGGCGCUCAAGGAGUGCAGCAUGGACCCUAACGAAGCCGUCAAUCGCCUCCUCACGCAAGAUCCUUUUCAUGAGGUGAAGAGCAAGCGAGAAAAGAAAAAGGAGAGCAAAGACACAACAGAGGUGAGACCUCGCGGGUCUAUUAGCACAACAACUCGUGGUGGUCGGAGUGGUGUGGAACGCUAUGCUGGCCGUGGUCGUGCAAUCGUACCAAGUUCUAGUGAGCCUGGUAAACAACAGCCAUAUAAGAAGGAAAAUGGGUCACAUGUUUACACAGGUUCUACAUGUUCUGCUUAUAAUAUGUCGGGAAAUAGUGUGAACCGGCAAAUCGCGCACAGUGACGCUUCAGCCUGGGAAAAUAAGGUGUCUGCAGUUGGUGAAACUGAUCUCAUAUCUUCGUCAGUUCAGCCUUCACCAGGAUUGCAACGAGCUUGGGCAGGAGUCCCUGGUCAAGUAUCUAUGGCGGAUAUAGUGAAGAUGGGUAGGCCACAAGGCAAGGUUUCUGGGACCUCGAAUCCACCUCUUCAUCAAGGUGUCCUUCCGCCUUCUUCGGCAGUUUCGCAUGAUGAUUUUCAACAAUUGGAUCAAUCUUCUAAAGUAUAUAUGUCAGAUCCCAAUGAUGACUGGCCCUUGGAUGAGCAUCACGCACCUCCUCCUAGUGAUGAGUGGCCUCCAUUUGAGAAUUCACGGACUGCGGUAUCCUCUACUUUGGAUUCACAAGUGGUGGAGUCGAAACUGUAUGGAGGUCCAUCUGACUUGCCCUUGGAUGAAACCAGCCAGCAUUUGACAUCCCAGCUUGACAAUGUUCAUCUCUUGGAAGAUGGAUCUUUGGAAAAUAGUGCAAACCACAUGGGACUUGCUUCGGUAUCCAACAGAAACAUUCAGGACGAUGAUGAUGUAGAGACAUCCUAUUUGGAGAACAAUGUCUAUAAGAACAUCAGUGCUUUUGAGGCUCACAUGCACUCGUAUGAGCAUAAUGAAGCUGAAGAUGUUGCGAUGGUUGCUACAAACUUGCAACAACUUGAUUUACAGAACAGUGAUGAGGAAUCAGCGUCUGAGGAAGAUGGUCCUGCUGUAGUAAUUCCUGACCACUUGCAAAUCCAUACACCAGAUUGCCAGCACCUCAGUUUUGGUAGCUUUGGCUCUGGUGCUGGUGCUGGUGCUGGUGCUAGGACGUUGAAAAGUAAUUUGGCUGAAACACAACCAGUUACAGAUGCUUCUUCAGUAGCCCUGUCUGACACCAGAAAUACGGAACACUAUGGUGAUGAGCAUCUUAGGCCCCCUUCAGAUGGAGAUGAUGUUCAUGUUACUGUUGCAAGUGCUGGAAGCUAUGAAGCUCCUUCAGCUUCUCAACCAGACUCAUUGAAGCAGCAGUCAGUUGAAACUACUUCAGGGAAUCAAUACACCUUCCCAUCAUCAGCACCUGGUUUCAAUUAUGAUAAUGCUCAACACCUAAAUGCUGCAUUUAAUCACCAGCAAACUAGCUCGCAGUUGCAAAACCUUGCUUCUUUCUCCAGUGUACUGCCAUCAUAUUCAAGUUCAUUACCCAGUGCUUUGUUAGCUUCAACUGUUCAGACAGGAAGAGAGUCUGAGCUCCCAUACUUGCCAUUCCCUGUGACACAGUCGAUGCCCACAAAAUUCAGCAACCCAACUUCUUCAAUGAGUAGUUCGGUCCUUUCUACGCCAGAGGCUUUCAGAGCAGCUAAUAUCUCUGGAGCUCAGCAAAACCCACAAAACCUCCCCAAUGCUGGCCUCUCUACAGGACCGGCUCUUCCUCAGCACCUUGCAAUGCACCCUUAUUCACAGCCUACGCUUCCUCUGGGCCCUUUUGCAAAUAUGGUCAGUUACCCCUUUUUGCCUCAGAGCUACUCAUACGUGCCACCGUCAGCUUUCCAGCAAACAUUCACUGGCAAUAGCACAUAUCAUCAAUCUUUAGCUGCUCUUCUUCCCCAAUACAAAAAUAGCCUAUCGUCUAGCAGCUUGCCUCAGUCUGGUGCAAUUCCUUCUGGUUAUGGAUUUAAUGGUUCAACUGGCAUUCCUGGAGGGAAUUUCUCUCUAAAUCCACCAAGUGCACCUGCGACCACGACUUUGGGAUAUGAUGAUGCUUUGAGCUCACAGUACAAGGAUGCCAACAGCUUGCUGUCUCUUCAGCAGAAUGAGAAUUCAGCUUUGUGGCUUCAAGGACCUGGUGGGCGUACAAUGCCUACAGUGGCAGCCAAUACAUAUUACAACUUCCAAGGGCAAACUCAACAACCUACUGGUAUCCGACAAGGACAAGGCCAGCAGCCUUCUCAGCACUUUGGGUCUCUUAAUUACCCGAACUUUUACCAGUCAGCUGGGAUCUCACUGGAACAUCAACAGCAAAUUGCUAGAGACAGUUCGCUCGGUGGCUCACAAAGCCAGCAAGCUAAACAGUCCGCUCAGAUAUGGCAGAACACCUACUAAUCUUAUUCCUUCCCGUCUUUUUAGGGUUUAAGUUCUCGGUUUGAAAGUGGCCAAUGAAAAGCAUCCAUGUGCAGAGCGGAAUCAUCGCGUAUCGUUUGAUGGUCCUUAAAGGACCUUGGCUGGAUGCCUCUCUGUGCCAUGAGGUUGUAUUUUACAGAUACCCUUUCGAGUUAGGUUGACGUAGGACCUGUGCUAAUUCGGAAUGGUGGAUUUUUCUGUCUGCUUGUUUCGUUCUGUUUUGCUUUGCUUUUUGCCUCCUUACUGUCCUUGUGUUUCGUUCCUUUCAUAGAGAAAUUGCAUUUACUCCAUAUGUACCGGCCUGUGUAAUUCUUAUGCUAUUAUGGUCAUGAUCUAACCUCA